AUGCACUUCUCCGGCUUCUCUGGCGCGCUUGGCGCAAUGUCACUCCUGUUUAGCAUCGCCGAGGCAGGGUGCGCUGAAGUUGGCUCCGGCGAUGGAAACAACCCACUAAGAUGCACAUCAUACUCCAUCCCGAGAGACAUCGGCACUAGCGUCACCGUCGGCUUGCAAACCCUUUCGAUCGGCAGAACGAAUCCAACCCAAAAGACUUACGAGAAGGAGUUUUUCUUCUACGAUAUGAAGAACGAGGUCAACUACCAGGUGAACUUUGCUGUGCAGUUCUGGAACCCAACGACCAACAAGAACGCAUGGAAAACAUACAGCUUGGCAGCAGGAGAGAAGUGCAACAUCAGCUUUCAAUCAACUUUACAGAAUGUCAAGCUCACUUGCUAA
Messenger RNA from Colletotrichum abscissum, 390 nucleotides. RefSeq lists its product as uncharacterized. The record is from RefSeq and is a predicted model, not a curated record. Bases 1 to 390 code for a protein of 129 amino acids. The transcript is spliced from 2 exons. Lineage: Eukaryota; Fungi; Ascomycota; Sordariomycetes; Glomerellales; Glomerellaceae.